Phytomonas sp. EM1 is the source of this 1188-nucleotide messenger RNA. The record is from the annotation of a GenBank genome assembly. Lineage: Eukaryota; Euglenozoa; Kinetoplastea; Trypanosomatida; Trypanosomatidae.
AUGGAAGACGCUGUUCGUAUUGCUCCAGAAAUCGAAGAGUUUCUUCGUGCUGUGCGUGCCAAAGAGGUAGAACAUUGCAAAAAUCUAUUGAAGCAAAAUCCUUCUCUUUUGAAUAGUGUGGAGGCGGGGGGCUACAGUGCGCUUCACUUUGCAGCCUUCAAUGGCGACGCACCUAUGAUUAAAAUGCUCCUUGAGCAUAAGCCAGAAAUUGAUUUGGAGAACUUCGAUGGAAACGCUCCGUUGGUGAUGGCGGUGAGGGGCCAACAGCUGGAGUCUAUUCGCCUGUUAGUAAAUGCAGGUGCUGAUGUGAACAAGGAAAGUUCCUCAGGAAGUACUGCGAUACACUACGCUGCGUCGAUGGGUUACCUGAAAUGCAUACAACUGCUUGUCGAGCUAGGCUCUAAAACUGUCUUCGAGGGGAAUGAGUCCGGAAGUCUUCUUCAUUGGGCGUGUCAUUCUGGCAAUAUUGACUGUAUUGGCACCAUGCUGUACGUGUACAACAUUCCUGUGGAUAUUACGGACAGUCAUGGUGGAACGCCACUGUUCACUGCUAUUUUUAUGAAACAAUUCGGUUCCGUGGAGUUUCUUUUGGAACAUGGUGCCAACCCCAACAUUGUUAUCCCUGAAGAUGGGACAACACCGCUGCAUAUCGCAGUCGAGCACAGUAGCAUAGGAUACAUCAGACUGCUGCUCGACUGUGGCGCGAAUCCAUUGGCAAAAAAUAAGGAUAAUGAAACACCAAUCGAUGUUGCAACUCGCACUAAAAAAACAGAUUUAUUAAAGGACUUAAAUAAGCCACAGAUAUCUGCCGAAAAACGUGUGGAGGAGGCUGCUCGGUAUAAAAACCAUGGUAACAAAUUUUUCACGCAAGGGGAAUAUGUUAAAGCCACAAAGUUCUAUACUCUGGCCAUACAUUUGGAUAAUAAAAACGCUACUUACUUCAGUAAUCGUGCUGUUUCCUACUUUAAUCAAAAGGCCUAUGAGAGUGCUUACUGGGACUCCAUACGAUGUGUUCAACUAAACCCGUCUUGGCCAAGGGGCUAUGUACGUAAGGGCGCCACAGAGCUCGCACUGAAGAAGUAUGCAGAUGUCAUUACCACGGCUAAUAUGGGCCUGAGCUUCGAUAAAGAUAACAACGAUCUUUUAAACAUGAGAGAGGAGGCUUCGAAUCUACUGAAAAAGGCUUAA